AUGGCGUCCUAUAACGAUACUCCAGAUAUUAUGAAUGUGAAACAAAUAAUAGAAUUCGCCUUUGGUGAUUUGCAGGGAAAUGCUGUGAAUUUUAAGCUUAUUCAGACAGUUCUAUUCCUGCUUGCCAGACAUAUGAGAUUACUAGAGAGGCGGGUUGAGGUUGAAUUAGGUGCUUUUAAUGUGACACCCACUGCCUCUACCUUGUCUGUUACUGAAGUCAAAAUACAUGCUACGCAAAAGAAGAGAAGGAAACCAAAAGACCAACUAGGGAAAACUGGUGACAGGGCUGGUAGAGCUACUGAGGUCGAUGGUGAGGCUGAAAGUGGUGGAGGUAAAAGAGGUGCUAAAGGAAAGAAAGGGGUCCGAUCUCCAGGCGUACCAUCUGAAUCAGAAAAAACAUCCUCAGAUAAAACAUCGACAGAAAAGACGUCUUCGGAUAAAGCAUCUUCCGAGAAAGCAUCAUCAGAGAAAGCAUCUUCAGAGAAAGCAUCAUCAGAGAAAGCGUCAUCAGAUAAAACAUCUACUUACAAAACAGUCGCGUCAGAUAAAACAACAACUGACAAAACAACCUCAUCUGGUAAAACUUCAGGUGAUAAAGCUUCACCUGGAAAAGCAACUACAUCGGAUAAAACUUCUACUGAUAAGACAACUACCUCCACGGACAAAACUGCUAGUGGGAAAGGAUCCUCAGAUAAAACGUCAUCAUCAUCCGGAAAAGAUAAGUCGACUUCUAAAUCAUCUGGAAACUCUGGACAGAGGGCUAUUCCUGAAGAGCAAACGCCAAGAGGUAAAUCUAAGGAUGGAACCAGUGAUGAUACUAAAAGCGGACGAAAAAAGAAAACGGAUUCUUUCGCCGAAACAAUUGGUUCCCCAACCCCAAUGGCUUCGAUUACUUCUAGCGAAACACGAUUUGAAAAGAUACUAGUUGUUGAAAGAGUUCCGAGUUCUGAAGCAGGAGCGGAUGGUCAAAGACGCACUCCUCAGAUAUCAGUGGUAACGCAAGAACAAUUUGAUAAAGUAGCAGAAGAUGUGCGAGAAAUUCAAAGGAAGCUUUUACCGGUGGGGACCGCUACGUUUCCUGAACAUGCUGAACUUAUGGAGCAACUGCGCAAAGGCGCUUCACUAACAGAUGCUAUGGCAGCAUUACAACUGUCUGCUCGCCUAGAAGCCACGGAAAAAGCAUUAGCGCAAAUGAUUUCAAUGGUCACUGACUUAGCAAGACAAACACCAGGGGUCAAAUUAGAUAGUCAAACUCAAGUUCUCUUUGAAUCACCGAUAGUUCCUUUUGAUACCGCUGCAGCUUGGCAGAAAAAGGCUGAGGCAGGAGGUGGUGGAGGCCCAGGUGGUGUUGGAGGCCCCGGGGCAGUUGGAGGUCCCGGAGGUGGCUUCGGCCCUGGAGGUGGUGGUGGUCCUGGAGUUGUCCUGAAAGUGUGGCAGGUGGUGGAAGACCUGGUAGUGGAGGACCUGGUGAUGGAGGACGAGGUGGUAAAGGUCGUGGUGGUAAAGGACGUGGUGGUAAAGAACGUGCUGGUGGAGGACCUGGUGGCAAAGGAUCUGGUGGCAAAGGAUCUGGUGGUGGAGGACCUGGUGCUGGAGGUCCUGGUGCUGGAGGACCUGGUGUUGGGGGACCUGGUGUUGGGGGACCUGGUGCUGGGGGACCUGGUGUUGGAGGUCCUGGUGGUGGAGGACCUGGUGUUGGAGGACCUGGUGGUGCUGGAGGGCCUGGUGGGGGCGGACCUGGUGUUGGAGCACCUGGUGCUGGGGGAGCGGGUGCUGGGGGAGCGGGUGCUGGGGGAGCGGGUGCUGGGGGAGCGGGUGCUGGGGGAGCGGGUGCUGGGGGAGCGGGUGCUGGGGGAGCGGGUGCUGGGGGAGCGGGUGCUGGGGGAGCGGGUGCUGGGGGAGCGGGUGCUGGGGGAGCUGGUGUUGGGGGAGCGGGUGCUGGGGGAGUGGGUGCUGGGGGAGCGGGUGCUGGGGGAACUGGUGCUUGGGGACCUGGUGGUGGAGGGCCUGGUGGUGGAGGAGGACCUUGGGCUGUUGGAGGUCCUGCAGGUGGUGGUGGUCCUGAAGGUCCUGGGGGCACUUGGAGUGGUGUGGGUUCUGGAGGUGGUGGAGGACCUGGAGGUCCUGGUGGUCCUGGAGGUCCAUGGGGUGGUGGAGUCCCAGGAAGUGAAGGGUGGGGGGGUUGGAGGUCCUGGAGGGGCUCAAGGGCCUGGAGGGGCUCAAGGUCCUGGAGGCCCUGGUGGUCCUUGGGGUGGUGAGGGUCCGGGAAGCGUUGGGGGACCUGGAGGUCCCGGAGGUCCUGGUGGUCCUUGGGUUGGUGGGGGCCCUGGAGGUGGUGGAGGACCUGGAGGCCCCGGAGGCCCUGGUGGUCCUUGGGUUGGUGGGGGCCCUGGAGGUGGUGGAGGACCUGGAGGCCCCGGAGGCCCUGGUGGUCCUUGGGUUGGUGGGGGCCCUGGAGGUGGUGGAGGACCUGGAGGUCCCGGAGGCCCUGGUGGUCCUUGGGUUGGUGGGGGCCCUGGAGGUGGUGGAGGACCUGGAGGUCCCGAAGGCCCUGGUGGUCCUUGGGAUGGUGUGGGUCCCGGUGGUCCUGAAGGUCCUGGGGGUCCAUGGGGUGGUGGAGGCUAUAUGGAUGAUGGCUCUUCUGCUAUUGGCGGCGGAACAUCAGAGGAUGGUGCAACUCCAGCUGAUGAAACUACAGGACGUGCUGGCCGUGGACAGAAAGGGGCAGGUGGUGCAAAAGGACGCAAAUCUGCUUCUAAAUCACAAGAUUCGAAGAGUACGAGGAGUAAAUCUUCGAGCACGCCCGGUCCUAAUGCUGGUGCCGAUGGUACUGGUAUUGUACAAGGACCACCCGUGUCUGCACCGGGCACAACGAUGACAGAAAAAGCCACUGACUCUAUUGAAGCUACCCCGUCUAACGUAGGAGCAGAGAGUGCCCCCGCAUACGCUAUGAAACCUGAUUACAUAACUUACGACGAUUUAGAUGCUGCGGCUCGACAAUUGCGUGAAACCUUAUUGAAUAAUUUGUCGUCGUUUACUGCAAAAACUACCGCUAACGCCGAAAGUGCUUAUAAGUUAGCAAUGAAAUUAGACAACAAGAUUGAGAGCGUUUUAGGCAAUGCUUCUCGUAUGACUGACUUGGAAAAUAUGGUGAUGCAGUACGCCGAUCAGAUAAAUUCACUGGACACCGGGCUUUCAUCUCAGAUGACCAACUACCAGGAACAAUUAACUCAAAUGCAACAUGAUUUGGAAAUAGGGUUGGAAACUAUGGCUGAAGUUCUAGGCAACUCAGGUGGAGACACUGUGGCGAUGGCUGAGCUAAAUUCACAUUUCACAAGCCUUCAAAUGGACUUCGAAAAUAUGUUGUACCGACAGCGAGACUUGAGAGAUGCCCAACAAUCCAUAGCAUGUGACCUCGAGGGGUUGUGGAAAGAAAUCGAAAUGUUGAGGGAUAUUAAAUCCGAUCGUGAAGAGGUAGCAGAUGCUCUCCGCGACAAGGCUGGCAUAGGUGAACUCAAUGGACUAGUUUCUUUGCAACAAUUUGAAGCAGUGCGGGGUGACUUCGAAAAGCGUAUUGGUGCAGCUUACGAUAAAUUCAACAAUCAAGAAAUUGUUUGGCAGAAAGCCAUCGAUGACCUUCUUAGAGAUCUGAGUGAAAAGGCAGACAUAGUUCAAGUAGAAAGUCUAAGAAGAGAAAUUAAGAGGUACCUCGACAUAAUGAAGGAGCGUAUGCAAUUUAUAAUAGAUAUUGUUGGAGAACCGAAGAGUGCGAUGCUUUCGAAGAAACUAUUUCGAAACACUGCGUGUCUAUCAUGUGGCAGCCCAGCGCACAUGGACACGGAAGCCCCAGUUACUAUUCCAGCAUUGCCAAAGUUACAUUCGGCCAGACAGCCAGCUGAGGGUGCGGAGGCUGAAUCGAAAUCUAAAGGAGGUGGCGAUCACGGAAUUUGCUAUCCUAAUUUGCCUAUACCACAUCUAAGAGACCCUAGGUCACAUGUGUGUCACCGAUACUGCGGCGGUUCUCAUACUGUGAUUACUGAAGGUCCUAGCCGAGCUCCUCCUGGCAUGGUUAUUCAACAACCCUGUAUACCUGGCAGUAUCGAAGCUGGAACUGAUGGAAAAAUGUACAAGGUGGACGAACCAAUUGAAAAGAUACCAUGUUUGCCUUGCAAUAAGCCGAAGCCCAUACCGAGCUUUAAAGAAAAGCACGAAGAGCUUAAGACUGAAGUUGUAACAACAGAGCCCGGACCUACACAAGAUGUUGAAACGAAUAAUGUGACUGAUCUUAUGCCUGAAGUCGUGGCAACAGAACCUGAACCUACACAAGAUGUUGAAACGAAUAAUGUGUAAUUUUUUAAUCUAUUUCAUAAUAAUUUUUGGUUGAAUAAAAACGUUACUUUAUA
Messenger RNA from Helicoverpa zea (corn earworm), 4403 nucleotides. RefSeq lists its product as uncharacterized. Bases 1 to 4350 code for a protein of 1449 amino acids. The record is from RefSeq and is a predicted model, not a curated record. NCBI's taxonomy places the organism in Eukaryota, Metazoa, Arthropoda, Insecta, Lepidoptera, Noctuidae. Gene Ontology annotation, cellular component: cytoplasm. The transcript has 18 exons.